This is a messenger RNA of Alternaria atra, 588 nucleotides long. RefSeq lists its product as uncharacterized. Bases 1 to 588 code for a protein of 195 amino acids. The record is from RefSeq and is a predicted model, not a curated record. Gene Ontology annotation, molecular function: peroxiredoxin activity. The transcript has a single exon. Lineage: Eukaryota; Fungi; Ascomycota; Dothideomycetes; Pleosporales; Pleosporaceae.
AUGCGCGUCCCCUACGCCCCAAGUGAGCCCCCAAGUGAAGAAGCUCGCCCAAUUUACGAGCGCAUCGCCGAACGACGAAAGCCCCGCCCCCUCAUCCCCCUCGACCUCGCUCUCCUACACAACCCCGCGGUAGCAGACGGUUGGAACUCUUUCAUCGGCGCAAUCCGCACCAAGACCAGCUUACCCGCCAAUCUCAAAGAGCUAGCCAUAAGCCGCAUUGCCGUGCUAAACCACGCAGUCCACGAAUGGGACGUACAUGCCGCUCUGGCGUUGAAAGCAGGUGUUUCCAAACAAGUGCUACAGACUAUCUUUGAUUUACCUGUUACGAGACAUGGGGAUGUGGAGAGGGAAGGGUUGUUGGGUUUUAGCAAGGAAGAGUAUGCGGUCAUGGUUUAUACGGAUCAGAUGACUGUGGGUGUGCAGGUUGAGAAUAGUGUUGCGGAGAUGGUUAAGGCCGUGCUUGAAGACACCAUGGUUGUUGAGUUGACAGCGACGGUUGCAGCGUAUAAUGCCGUGAGUAGGUUCCUGGUGGCACUGGAUGUGGGAGAAUGCAAUGGCAGGCGCAUGAAGGGCGUUGAUGAGCUUUGA